AUGAACAGUAGAUCUAUUAAUAAAUUUAUAAAAGACAAAAAUUUUAGAAAACUUUCCGUUACCUUUAAACCUUUUAUCCCCAAACAUAAUUAUUAUGAUAUUACUCCACCUUUCGACCAUAUUAUCAAUAAACAUGUUUUUUAUACAAAAAAUAAAAAUUUUAAUAAUGCGGUGGAAGUUCUUAAAACAGCUUGUGUCCUUUUUGACUGCCAAUGCAGAGAUGAGGCAUCUGUUAUUUUUAAGUACAUUAUAAAAAAUUGUAUAUUUCAUAUUGAGACAGAUGAAGAUAUUAGAUCACUUAUAAAAAUUACAUUAGAAAUAUAUAAGCAUACUAAAUACCACACACUUGCCAAUAUUCUGUUUAAAUUAUAUUUUAGGAUUCAAAAUCUAGAAUUGGCGUAUAAUUUUCUUCUUAUUACCAGUAAUAACCGUAUACAUAAAAAGGACUAUUAUAUUUAUAAUUUGUAUAAAGGAUUACUACUAUUUUAUAAGGGAGAUCUAGAAGAGUCGAGUAAAUGUAUUAAUUUGUCUUUUAAAAGUAAAAAAAUACGUAAAGAAGGGUUUUUAUUAUUUUUUAUUAUUAAUUUAAUUAAUAAUAAAUAUAUUAAAACUGAAGAUGAAAUGUUGUUAAAUCUGAAAAUUAUUGUAAGAGAGGGGCUGUUUACACAUAUUUAUAACAUCUUAGAUGAGUUAGAAGGAUUUUUUGUAAAAUUUAAUAUAUCCUUAAUAGUAAGAAAUUAUCUACCACAGUUAUGUUUUGCGAAUCUUAUAAAAAGAAUAUUUUAUUUAAAAAACGAGGAUUAUAAAUUAAAUUUAGAGUAUCUUUUAGAAGUUAUAGAUCUAGAUUAUGAAGAAUUAAUAAGUAUGGUGUGUUGUGUUAUAGAAAGUAAUUUAGUAAAAGGAUACAUUAGUGUUAAUAAGAACAUGAUGGUAUUUAGUAGAAGAGAUCCUUUUCCGCUAAAAUUUUUUUAA
Messenger RNA from Vairimorpha ceranae, 972 nucleotides. RefSeq names its product ranscription-associated recombination protein. The record is from RefSeq and is a predicted model, not a curated record. The transcript has a single exon. The coding region runs from base 1 to 972 and encodes 323 amino acids. Lineage: Eukaryota; Fungi; Microsporidia; Nosematidae.